Molecule: messenger RNA, 2499 nt
Organism: Brassica napus (rape)
Lineage: Eukaryota; Viridiplantae; Streptophyta; Magnoliopsida; Brassicales; Brassicaceae
Product: phytosulfokines 3
Exons: 3
Coding region: 2056-2295 (79 amino acids)
Biological process (GO): cell population proliferation
Cellular component (GO): extracellular region
Molecular function (GO): growth factor activity
Source: RefSeq, a predicted model, not a curated record
UAUUAAGGGAUAUGUAUCCCACAUUGGAAAAUAAAUGGGACAUUAAGUAAUAUAUAAAAGGCUAGGGCCAAUCCACUAAUUACCAAUUGGUUUUGAGUUGGAAGCCCAUAAUAAACUCGAAUUGUUGUUUUACUUAACUUGGUAUAUAAACCAAGCUUUCUGAUCAAUAAAACAUAACUUUCUUUGAUCCCAAACUAGAAUUUGUCAUGGUAUUGGAGAGAAGAUCCCACAUCGAAAAUAUAAAAGGGACUUGAGUAAUAUAUAAGAGACUUGGGCCAAUCCACUAAUUGCCAAUUGGUUUUAAGUUGGAAGCCCAUAAUUAACUCAAUUCUAACAUGGUAUCAGAGCGGGCCCAAUACCCUGAUCCAUUAAUACGGCCCGGACAGUGGCCCGAUCAUCCCAUUAGUUGAUGGCCCAUAGAAGGCUCAGUUUCACCGAGAUCGCUAAAACAUAAAGCAUGAUUUCAGAGGAAGUAUGAUGGAUUCUGCGAGAUUAAUGGUUAUACGCACCAUUAUCUCGAGGGAGGGUAUUGGAGAGAAGAUCCCACAUUGGAAAUAUGAAAGGAACUUGAGUAAUAUAUAAGAGACUUGGGCCAAUCCACUAAUUGUCAAUUGGUUUUAAGUUGGAAGCCCAUAAUUAACUCAAUUCUAACAAAUCACCCUGCCGAAAGGAGUUACCAAGGAGCAGAAAAUCCAACUGACUAGCUGAACUCUCCAUGACUUCCGCGAAUCACCUCAUUUAAGAACUAAAGAAAUAUAAUUUAAGCUGUCUGAAGGUAAGAACUGGUGACACCAGAUCUACCCAACACAGUAAACUGCAAAAGCUAAACAUCAGGGACAUAGUCGACAAAGAUCCAAAGAUGGAACCGUAUUGAGAGCCGGAAGAGGAAAGUUGAUUGAGCUAGAUCAAAGAUAAAAUGAACCACCACCAGAAAAAUCAACACACGUCGAUUCCUAAAAUAGAGAACGCUUCCGAACAAAAGAAAAUUCAUAAGAAAUCAAGACAGUUUCCGAAACAGUCGUGUCUCACCAAGACGCCAAAGCAGAACCAACAACCCCAUAAGUGCCGCGCAAAGCUGCCAGCCGAGAGAAGCAUAUGAGAAAGAAUGCUCAUUGGAAUGCAACAAGAGACAACCUUCCCCCACCUUCACAAGCCACCACCUCUCCAAGCAGUUUAAGGAACCGCCUGCAAAACCCUGAAAAACUGACCCCGCCGACGACACUUUCUACACACACCGCGCCAAGACUCCGUCACAUACCUGAAACCAAACUUAAAUGCAUUUCCUCUCGAGAAGAGCCGUUGUCGGUUGACCCACCAGGAACAUAAUUGAUGAACAAAGUAAAAGAUAAAAAGAGGAGAAGAAGAAGAAGAAGAAAACCAUACGGUCGCGGAGCAAAAUGCAAUUAUUUUUUAGAUUUCAAAAGGAAAGAGAGACAAAAAAAAAGAGGAAAACUACAAUUUAAAUAUUGGAAAAGUCUUUGCUUGUGUUGAAACAUUUAUGUAAGCAAAAGUUAAUAAAAAAAAGUAAAAAAACAUUUUUAUACGUUUUAUUAAUCCAUUAUUUGCUUUAUGUGUAUCAAUUUGGAAUAAUAAAUUUCAGAUUAAAUAAAAAUGUAUAGUCUUUAAAAAAAAUGUAGUCUUUGAUCUCAUCCACCGGUCACCUUUUUUGCCUGCUCACAUGAUGCUUUACAAUUUUUUUUGAGCAAUCAUUCACACACCACAACAUCAAAUUAUUUAGUAGGGCCAUAAAAUGAUCUGAUACGGCAUGGAUAUGAUAAAAAGAAAGAGCAUCUUCUUGUUUAAUUAACACUAACAAACAUAAAACUAAAUUCAGUCAAUAUUAGCGAUUUAUACGAAAUUGUUUUACGACGUCAUAAAGUAGAUAACUUUACCUUUUAGAAGUUUCUAUGGUUCACAUUUGGCGGCAUCUCGCUGUUUGUCAACUCAAUCGUGUUCUCUAUAAAUAAUAACUAAUGAUUCAUCAUCUCUUCAUCCUCACAUCUAACAAUAUUUAAUAUCUCGUUUUUCCUUUUCUUCGCAUCUCUGCAAAUCAAUAUGGCUAAGUUCACAACCAUUUUUAUCAUGGCCCUCCUUCUCUGCUCAACGCUAACAUACGCAGCCCGGCUGACUCCGAUGACAACCACCUCCUCUUCCAGAGAAGACUCCGUCAAGGAAACUGAAGGAGUUAAAGCUGCAGAAGAAAACUGCAAAGGAAUUGGAGAAGAAGAGUGUUUGAUUAGACGAACUCUUGUUGCUCACACCGAUUACAUUUACACCCAGAAUCACAAGCACUAGAUCUAUAUGUAUUAAGCCAUAUAGUUAACUAGUAACAUUAUUAAACUCUAUCCCUAUACUUUCGGUUCUCUGUCCUUUUUCCAUUUUUGAAUUUCGUUGUUGCUAUUUUCAUUUCUGUUAUAUUACUAUUUCUGUUAUAUUACUAAGAGAGAUUAUUAUUCACAUUCGUUUGCAUAAUCAUGGGUUUUAAAAUAGCUUUCCGUA